UCUUUGCCCUGUUGCGGGCAAAAAGCAUGAGACGGUGUCCUAAAGGGAGCCAAUAGCAAUGCUGCCUGCCCCUUUUCUAGGUUCUAGGAAAUGAGAUCAUUCCCCUUGCUUGGCAACUAGGACAAGGGGUCACCCCAGUGCUGUCUUCCAACCUACUUUACCCCAGUCAUUUCAGGGUUAAAACUGUAGGGUUUGCUCGAGAUCUUUUUUUUCUUCAUUUCUGUUUUUUUAUUUUUGCAUUUGCUCUGGAAUAGAAAAAUGCUCGCCCAUCCUCCAUUGUAUGUUCCUUUAAUACUGGUAAGGUGUAUUAGCAGAUGUGUGUGUCUCCAUGACCAGCAGAAAGUUAAUCAGAGAACAGAUCCUUAUUUUUUAUGGCAGCAUCAGUAUAUUAAUGUCUGCUAACCCUGUCACUAACACACAUUCUUUUAAGGGAAAAAAAUGCUUCUGUGCUCUAGUUUUAAAAUGCAAAGGUAUGAUGUUAUUUGUCACCAUGCCCAAAAAAGUCCUUACUCGAUAACUUUGCCAGAAGAGGGAGAGAGAGAGAAGGCAAAUGUUCCCCCAGCUGUUUCCUGUCUACAGUGUCUGUGUUUUGUAGAUAAAUGUGAGGAUUUUCUCUAAAUCCCUCUUCUGUUUGCUAAAUCUCACUGUCACUGCUAAAUUCAGAGCAGAUAGAGCCUGCGCAAUGGAAUAAAGUCCUCAAAAUUGAAAUGUGACAUUGCUCUCAACAUCUCCCAUCUCUCUGGAUUUCUUUUUGCCUCAUUAUUCCUGCUAACCAAUUCAUUUCCAGACUUUGCACUUCAGAAGCAAUGGGAAAAAUCAGCAGUCUUCCAACCCAAUUAUUUAAGUGCUGCUUUUGUGAUUUCUUGAAGGUAAAGAUGCACAUCAUGUCCUCCUCCCAUCUCUUCUACCUGGCCCUGUGCUUGCUCACCUUCACCAGCUCCGCCACAGCUGGACCGGAGACGCUCUGUGGGGCUGAGUUGGUGGACGCUCUUCAGUUCGUGUGUGGAGACAGGGGUUUUUAUUUCAACAAGCCCACGGGGUAUGGCUCCAGCAGUCGGAGGGCACCUCAGACAGGCAUCGUGGACGAGUGCUGCUUCCGGAGCUGUGAUUUGAGGAGGCUAGAGAUGUACUGCGCACCCCUCAAGCCUGCCAAGUCUGCCCGCUCAGUCCGUGCCCAGCGCCACACCGACAUGCCCAAGGCUCAGAAGGAAGUACAUUUGAAGAACGCAAGUAGAGGGAGUGCAGGAAACAAGAACUACAGAAUGUAGGAAGACCUUCCUGAAUUGUGAAGAAUGACAUGCCACCGGCAGGAUCAUUUGCUCUGUAGGAGUUACCUGAUAAACAUCAGAAGACUUACCAAAAAAAAAUAAGUUUGAUAACAUUUCAAAAGACGGGCAUUCCCCCCAAUGAAAUACGCAAGUAAACAUUCCAACAUUGUCUUUAGGAGUGAUUGUUAAAAGCUUUGCACCUUGCAAAAAUGGUCCUGGAGUUGGUAGAUUGCUGUUGAUCCUUUAUCAAUAAUGUUCUAUAGAGAAAAAUAUAUAUAUAAAUAUAUCUUAGUCCCUGCUUCUCAAGAGCCACAAAUGCAUGGGCGUUGUGUAGAUCCAGUUGCACUAAAUUUGUUUCUGAGUCUUGGCUGCUGGAGCCAUUCAUUCAGCAGUCUUGUCUAAGUGGUUUAUUCUUUUUUUUUUUUUUUAAUUUGCACUUCUUUCUACGCAACACAGGCCAUUUGUUUUACAUUGUCUGAUAAUCUUGUCUAUAUUCACCCUCCCCCCACUUCAUCUUUAUAUUUGCCAAAUUUGGCCUCCUCAAGAGCAGCAACAAGCAGUCAAGUAGCACACCCAAAAGAUUUUAACCCAAAAGAUUCCAUCUGUGGCAUUUGUACCAAAUAUAAGUUGGAUUCAUUUAUUUUAGACACAAAGCUUUAUUUUUCCACAUCUUGCUAGAAAAAAUUUUGAGGCCAAUCAUUUUUAGGCAUAUGUUUUAAGCAUAGGAAGUCUCAAACUCUCAACAGUUCCUUCAAAUGAUGAGUUAAUGUGCAAACUGAUUAGUAACUUCUCUUUUUUUUUCCAUAUAGAGCACUAUGUAAAUUUAGCAUAUCAAGAAUACAGGAUAUAUCACAAACAGUAUGUAAAACUCUGUUUUUUUAGUACAAUGGUGCUAUUUUGUAGUUUGUUAUAUGAAAGAGUCUGGCCAAAACGGUAAAAGGUGAAAGCAAAACAGAAGAAGCCUGGAGCCCAAGAUGAUACGAAGGGGAAGGGUCCUAAAAAUCCAUCCAUUUGGGAAAGAAGGCAAAAUUCUCCCAAUGAUGACUUCCAAGAAAAACUUAAGACACAAAGUCCGCUAAUGCAAAUUUGACUGGGGAGUCCAGAGAGGAGUGGAAAAAGCAGAAGGCUAGGAAUUUAACAGUCCUGGCUUCUAUUUCUCACUGAAGAAAUAAACAUUUGCCAACUCUGUCACGGACUCACCAUUGUGUGACUUUGGGCAAGUCACUUCACCUCUCUGUGCCUGUUUCCUCAUCUACAAAAUGGGGGCAAAACGCCAUCUACCUACCUCACAGGGGUGGUAUGAAGAUUACAAAGAUAAAGCUCCAGAUUUUAUUCUGGGUUGCUAUAAGGGCACAAGUUCAGAGCCCUUCAGUUGCUGGGAGGCAAGGAAUUGUAGAAACAACCCAUUCACCGCAUAACUAGGAAACUGAUCAGCUGAAUGUUCCUGACGUGCUGAUUCUUGUCAAUGUAGCUAGCCCACAAACUAUCCAAUUACCUAGUUGUUAAAAGCUGCCAGCUCCAUCUCUUUUAAAACCCUUUCAAAAUAAGUAAGAAAUAUCUGAUACACAAUCAGAUCUGAAUUCUGCAUUUGGAUUUAUGAAUACAAAGUGCAAAGAGAGAAAGGAAAAGAAAAAA
Molecule: messenger RNA, 2903 nt
Organism: Callorhinus ursinus (northern fur seal)
Lineage: Eukaryota; Metazoa; Chordata; Mammalia; Carnivora; Otariidae
Source: RefSeq, a predicted model, not a curated record